Messenger RNA from Xylona heveae TC161, 3555 nucleotides. Its product is annotated as L-aminoadipate-semialdehyde dehydrogenase. Bases 203 to 3370 code for a protein of 1055 amino acids. The transcript is spliced from 3 exons. Lineage: Eukaryota; Fungi; Ascomycota; Xylonomycetes; Xylonales; Xylonaceae. Gene Ontology annotation, molecular function: phosphopantetheine binding. The record is from RefSeq and is a predicted model, not a curated record.
GUCAUGGAUAGCAGAAAGGAGGCCCAACAGCCAUUUAUAAUUCCAGUGAAAUAGACGAAGAAGCUGUAUAUAAGAGACGCUUUGUGCGCUCGUUACAACUAUUCAAAUCGCAAUUCAAGUUCUUUACCUGGCCCCAAAGCAGCGGCAUCGAGCUUUGGUUUUAUAAAUUUGGAGAUUUAUAUUUUGUGACCAGACUACAAAGAUGGCCGCCCAACCUCGAUAUGGUCAGAGAUUGCUGCCAGUCCUCACUGAUGAAAUUGCUCGCAGCGAGCCUCAGGCUCCAGUCGCAUCCAGAACGAAGACAGUAGACCCUGUCGAUGGCUUCAUUGAUAUUUCAUACGCAGACUUUGCCAGAGCUAUCGAUAGAUGUGCCUGGUGGCUUGAAUGGCAUUUGGGCAAAAGCAAGACCUCCGAGACAAUUGCAUACGUGGGCCCGAACGAUUUUCGGUAUAGUAUUAUGGCUGUUGGAGCGAAUAAAGCGGGAUAUAAAGUUCUGUUUACUUCGCCGCGGAACUCCCUAGAGGGACAUUUGUCGUUGUUCAAAGCUACCGGUUGCACUUCAUUCCUCUAUGCUCGAUCAAUGCGAGUGGAUGAUAUUUUGGAGGAGAGCAAACUUCGGUCAUUAGUUGUCCCUGAGCUCGAGGAAUUGCUCCAUGCUACGUCCGUCCCACAUUAUCCCUUUGACGAGGACUUCGAAUCGGCUCGCGACAAACCCUUUUUUGUUCUACAUACAUCAGGCUCAACCGGGCUGCCGAAACCCAUCGUUGUGAAGCAUGGUUUGUUUGCCACUUGUGACACGGUGAACUCUCUGGAGCCCGUGGGUGGUUUGAAGCCCUUAGCAUGGAUAUUCAAAAAUGCUCGAGUGGUGAUGGUCAUGCCUGCUUUUCACGCAGCUGGUAUGAUCAUGAUGGGAUUCAGUGUUUAUAUGCGAGCAGUAUUGAUCUAUGGACCUCCUGGUCGGCCGGUAAAUGCAGACAUGACGGCGGCUCUUGUUAGAAAUUCUAAGCCGAAUGGUAUAUUUGUUGCUCCAUCUAUACUUGAAGACAUGAGCAAAACGCCGGAAUUUUUGGAUGCUCUCGGGGAAAUCGAUUUCAUUUCUUAUGGCGGUGGCCCUCUGUCGCAAGAAGCAGGUGACAUUUUGCAAACGAAGAGCACCGUCUGCAACUUUAUCGGAUCUACAGAAAUGUUUCUUCUUCCUUCUUUGGAGCACAAAAGUCGCAAGGACUGGAGAUAUCAGCAUUUUCACCCUACCGCAGGAGUCUCUCUCAAGCCGCGAGAGGGUGGUUUGGCCGAGUUGGUAAUUGUUCGGAAGGAAAAUACCCCUUUUCAUCAGGGUCUCUUCUACACCUUUCCGGAUGCUGUCGAAUACCCAAUGAAGGAUUUGUACACGCCGCAUCCGACUGUCCCAGACCUUUGGCUGUACAGUGGCCGAGCCGAUGAUCUUGUUGUAUUAUCUAAUGGCGAGAAGAUCAACCCACUCGACAUUGAAGAGGCUAUCAGUAACCACCCCGACAUUCGAUCUGCUCUCGUAGUUGGGCAAGCUCAAUUCCAGCCCGCUCUUUUAGUCGAGCUUCAACCUCAUUCCAGUCUUUGGGACAAAGAAGACGCCGAGCGCGUGGAAGCCAUCUGGCCCAUAGUUGAGCAAACCAAUAGCGAAGCAGCUUCAUAUGCAAAGCUCUCCAAGGACCGCAUCAUGUUCACAAAAAGGGACAAGAGUUUCCUCAGAGCACCCAAGGGCACGAUCCAGCGACAACAGACGAAUAAAUUCUUUGCCGAAGAGAUCGAACAGCUUUAUGAGGGAGUCGAGGAGCUUCCAGCGGCAACAAUGAAUGUGGAAAACAAGCCGAGACUCGCGCAGUCGCUCCGGGAUCUGCUCAUCUCAAUCACGAAAUUGGACGAGUUUGCGGACGAUGAUGACUUGUUCACGUUGGGAAUGGAUUCUCUCAUGGUCAUCGCCCUACUCAAUUCUCUCAAGUCUGGUCUUCGAGACGUUGCAGGUGUUGACAAAUCUCUUUCGACGACUCUGAUCUACCGGAAUCCAACUUUGGCUAGGUUGACGAAUGCAGUAUGGACACUGCUUCAUCCAGAGCAGGAAAUUAAAAACGGAGACUUGCAAUCUAGGAGCAGUAAGCUGGAGUCCCUCUUGGACAGAUAUUCUGCCAAUCUCCCGAGCCGUGACUCUAUACCCGCCACGCCAAGAGAGAACAUUGUGGUCGCCUUGACCGGCUCUACCGGAUCUCUAGGAUCGUACCUUUUGGAUGCCCUACUGAAUAGCAAGAGGGUUCAGAAAAUAUAUUGUUUGAACCGAUCUGCAAGUGCAUCAGAAAGGCAGAAGCAAUCUAAUGUAGAGCGGGGCCUUCGCGCCAAAUGGACUUCUGAGAGGGUCGAAUUUCUGCUCACAGACUUUUCCAAGCCCCGGUUUGGGCUCUCCCAAGAGCGCUAUUCUCAGCUUCUAGACGAAACAACUGAUUUCAUCCAUAACGCGUGGCAAGUCGACUUCAAUCUUCCCGUCGAAUCUUUUGAGAAGGUUCACAUCCAAGGAGUUCGCUCUUUGAUCGAUUUCUCCAUCCAAUCAGCUCACAGCACUCGGCUGUAUUUCAUCUCUAGCAUUUCUACUGUCAUGAAUUGGGCAGCGCUUUACAAGGGUUCUGUUCCGGAGGAGACUAUUACAGACUUCAAUGUGCCUGAAGAAAUGGGGUAUGGCGAAUCGAAAUACAUUGGAGAGCGUUUACUCGACCGAGCACACAGGAUUUCCAGGAUCCCUUCUACAGUUUGCCGUGUUGGUCAAGUCGGUGGCCCGGUCGAGAAAAGAAUGGGCAUGUGGAAUAAGCAAGAAUGGCUCCCGACGAUCAUCGCAAGCUCAAAGUAUCUCCGAGCUCUGCCUUCGUCUCUCCCUGGCGCAUUUUCUCAAGUGGAUUGGUUGCCAGUUGACACUCUUGCACGAAUAGUUCUUGAAUUGAUUGACCCAGAGGAGACAAAUGUGGAUGAAAAGACCCCGAAUAUGGAGCAUAAUGCGGCUUCAGUCUAUCAUUUGGUCAAUCCAAACAAAGCCUCGUGGGACAUUCUGAUUCCCACAGUCCAAGCCCACCUUGCAGAGGCUAGUUCCUCUGACAUUGACAUUGUCCCGGUCGAAAAAUGGCUUGCGCUUCUCCGUGAAAGUGCUCAAUCUACCGGUGCUGAGAAGGCGCAUGAGAACCCUGGUGUCAAACUGCUGGAGUUCUUUGAAGCUGCGCAUCAAGCUGGAGAAUCCGGCCGAGCGACUAGCGUUCUCCAGACCGGCAAGACAACGGCAAAGAGUGCGACACUUAAUAAAUUGGAGCCUGUCAACCCGGACUGGAUGAAGAUUUGGCUUGAGCAAUGGAAGUUCUAGACUCGCAUGGACCGUUAUUUUCGUACUGCAUGAGACGUUUAUCGAUAACGACCUUUAUCUUAGCGUUCUGGCUAAACUUGGGGAACCAGGAACUGUAAAAUGGCAUGCAGACGAUUAAUUAGCCGAGCGGCGCGUGCGAGAAGCGAGGUUAAUUCGAGGCGUUUUGGCGUCUGGCGGACUACAAC